AUGAACGUACGCCUUGCAAUACUUGCUCACCGCCAUGUGAUAUACCCACAUCCGACUGCCACCAGAAACUCACCGAAAAAGUGCUUCACGAAGUGCAUCACGAAGCCCGGCGGCGCGCUCUCCGGCUCAGACGAGAAAUGCCUCUCGAACUGCAUGCAGCAAUAUCUCAGUGCAUACGACAUUGUCAAUGCAGCCUAUGUUUCGCGUCUCCGGAAGGAGCGGUUGGACCAGCAGGCAUCGUUGGAACAGCAAUCAUCUCUAUAG
Molecule: messenger RNA, 264 nt
Organism: Trametes versicolor FP-101664 SS1
Lineage: Eukaryota; Fungi; Basidiomycota; Agaricomycetes; Polyporales; Polyporaceae
Exons: 3
Coding region: 1-264 (87 amino acids)
Source: RefSeq, a predicted model, not a curated record